This is a messenger RNA of Prorocentrum cordatum, 933 nucleotides long. The record is from the annotation of a GenBank genome assembly. Lineage: Eukaryota; Dinophyceae; Prorocentrales; Prorocentraceae.
AGCCACUGCGGCUCCAGAUGCGGCGCCGCCCGGCGCGAGCGUGGGCGCCCGCCCGAGGUCGGUGAAACACCUCCACGAAGAGACGCGGCGCCCUGGUCGCGAUGGCGUUCAAGUGCCAGAGGUGGACGCUGGCCAACGCACUGCCGGUGGCCUUCGUGCUGUGGGUCAUCGCGGCGUGGCUGCACCUGCGGCCCCUGUGGGAGCGCGACGCCCGCUCCUUCUACGUCGAGGCCGCCGUCUCGAACACGCUCACGGCCCUGCUGCUGGUGUGCCUCGGCAGGGCCAUGUUCACGGACCCCGGGUCCGUGCCCGACGUGCCCGAGUGGCGGGACGGGCAGGGUGGCGUCUGGGGUUCCUGGCAGGGCGCGCGCGGCGGCCCGGUGAGCAGGGAUCCGACGGGCGAGGAUGGCUCGGUGGUGCACGAGGUCAAGCAGACUGGCGGGCGCCGCUUCUGUAAGUGGUGCGACAGCUACAAGCCCGACCGCUGCCACCACUGCCGGGUGUGCAAGUCGUGCAUCCUGCGCAUGGACCACCACUGCCCGUGGAUCGCCAACUGCGUCGGCUUCAGGAACCACAAGUGGUUCUUCCUGCUUGUUCUGUAUUCCUUCCUGAGCUGUGCCGUCAUCUUCGCGACCAUGUCUCAGUCCCUGGUGCGAUCCCUGAGCCUCGAGUACCGCUCCUCCAGGGAGCGUUUUUUGAUGGUCUUCGGCCUCACUUUGGCUUGCAUCAUGGCGCUGCUUCUGAAGGCCUUCCUCAGCUUGCACAUCUGGCUGAUGCUGAAGGCCACGACCACCAUCGAGCUAUGCGAGAAGCGAUCGCGGCAGGGCUGCUCCAAGCCGCUCCCCAGCUACGAGCAGGGAGCCUACGAGAACAUGAGCGUGUUUUUCUAUUGCUUGGGGCAUGAUGGGCAGUAUAGCCCCCGGCCACCCCUCC